Molecule: messenger RNA, 2930 nt
Organism: Hippopotamus amphibius kiboko
Lineage: Eukaryota; Metazoa; Chordata; Mammalia; Artiodactyla; Hippopotamidae
Gene: APEX2
Product: apurinic/apyrimidinic endodeoxyribonuclease 2
Exons: 7
Coding region: 99-1511 (470 amino acids)
Biological process (GO): base-excision repair
Cellular component (GO): nucleus
Molecular function (GO): endonuclease activity; DNA binding; zinc ion binding
Source: RefSeq, a predicted model, not a curated record
UGUGCGCGGAAGGCUGGGCCUGGCCGACUUGGGAGUUUUAAGGUUUUCGCUCGCGACUAUCCUGGGCGGCCUCAAAGACAUUGCAGUUAGCUGUCAGCAUGUUGCGCGUGGUGAGCUGGAACAUCAAUGGGAUUCGGAGCCCCCUGCAAGGGGUGGGUCAUGAGGAGCCCAGCAACUGUACCGCCACGGCCAUGGGGCGCAUUUUGGACAAGCUGGAUGCCGACAUCGUCUGUCUUCAAGAGACCAAAGUAACCAGGGAUAUGCUGACAGAGCCCCUGGCUAUCAUUGAGGGCUAUAACUCCUAUUUCAGCUUCAGCCGCCACCGUAGUGGCUAUUCUGGUGUAGCCACCUUCUGUAAGGACAGUGCUACUCCAGUGGCUGCUGAAGAAGGCCUGAGUGGCCUACUUGCCAGUCAGAAUGGGGACGUUGGUUGCUACGGAAACUUGGAUAACUUCACCCAAGAGGAGCUUCGAGCUCUGGAUAGUGAGGGCCGGGCCCUCCUCACACAACACAAGAUCCGCACAUGGGAAGGGAAGGAGAAGACCUUGACCCUAAUCAACGUGUACUGCCCCCAUGCGGACUCUGGGAAGCCUGAGCGGCUCGCCUUUAAGAUGCGCUUCUAUCACUUGCUGCAGAUCCGAGCAGAAGCCCUCCUGGCAGCUGGCAGCCAUGUUAUCAUUCUGGGUGACCUGAAUACAGCCCACCGCCCCAUUGACCACUGGGAUGCAGUCAACCUGGAAUGCUUUGAAGAGGACCCAGGGCGCAAGUGGAUGGACGGCUUGCUCAGUAACCUGGGGUGCCAGGCUGGUUCCCAUACAGGACCCUUCAUUGAUAGCUACCGCUGCUUCCAGCCAAAGCAGAAGGGGGCCUUCACCUGUUGGUCGAUAGUCAGUGGCGCCCGCCAUCUGAACUGUGGCUCCCGGCUUGACUAUGUGCUGGGGGACAGAACCCUGGUCAUAGACACCUUUCAGGCCUCCUUCUUGCUGCCUGAAGUGAUGGGCUCUGACCACUGCCCCGUGGGUGCAGUCUUAAGCGUGUCCUCUGUGCCGGCAAAACAGUGCCCACCUCUGUGUACCCGCUUCCUCCCUGAGUUUGCAGGUACCCAGCUCAAGAUCCUUCGAUUCCUAGUUCGUCUUGAACAAGAUCCUGCAUUCAAGCAGUCAGCGCUACAGCUCAGAAAUCAAACACAGGUACAGAUGCGCCAAAACAAAGCCUGUGUGCGCUCAACCAGGUCUCGGCCAAGUCAAGCUGGCUCCAGUAGAGGCCAAAAAAACCUGAUGAGCUACUUCCAGCCAUCCUCCAGUCGUCCCCAAGCUUCUCCUAACUUGGAGCUUCCUAGCCUGGGUGCCCUCAUGACCCCAAAGACCUCAGAAGAGGACGUGAUGGCCAAUGUGGUGGAGCGGCAGGCCAAGGCUUCAGAGGCCAAGUAUGAAAAGGAGGUUAUUCUGGAAUGUCUUUACACCAUACCACGUGUACUUCAAUGUGCAGCAGAGGGACUUCCUUACCUAUAAAGCCUCCUUAAUUUCACUCUUCCUAUGCUCUCUAGCCAUAAAUGAACACCUUCCAGAUCCCAGAGUGCUGGAACUCAUCAUACUGGAAAAAUACCACCAAUGUUUAUGUCUGUCUCCUUUGCUAUACCAUCUACUGGGUAUGUGUCUUUCACCCAACAGACCUAGAAUGAGAACCUGCUCUAUGCCAGGCCCUGCAUCCAGCAGGAAUCCAGUAAAUUUUAGGUGAAUUGCUAAACUGGCAUCUUUCAGGAUAAAACCCAAGCUACUCAACUCUACAAACCUCUAAAUCUUGUGUUGUCUUUGUAGAUUCAUAGAUAAACACUCCCCUCCCCCAUUCCAUUCUUACUACCCUACGUUCCAGUAACACCUGCUUCUUGUUCUUAAUAUAUCCCAGGCUACUUCUCACCCUCCUCCUUACCUUUCUUCACGCUCUUCCUUCUGCUAGGAAUACCCCUUAUAUACCCUCUUUCUUCUCUUGGUCUGAUAUCACACAGCUUUGCAAGACUCAGCUCAGGUGUCACCUCCACUAGGAAGCCUGUCUUGAAUCCCACAGAUUGGGUCAGGGCCCUCCUCUCUGCUCCCACAACUCCCCCAUACAUUGUCUUUUUUGAACUUUGAUCACCCCUUGAAGUCAUUAUUUGGGUCUGCCAUGGUCUCCUCAACCAAACUGAAGCCCUAUGAGUAUAGGAACUGUUUCUCAUUCAUUUGACCCUAGUAUAGGGUCUGGCAGAUAAUAGAUGUUCCAGGAAUAUAUUUUUAAACUGAACGGCACCCUUUCUCAACUUCUUCACAUACUGGGGCUGAAGGGAAGGAGAGUGCUGUAGACACCUAUGUUGAGGACUUACCCACAAAGUCUUCCAUCAUCUGAGGGCUGUGGUGGGGGGAGGGUGCCAAGCGCAGCAGCUCCUCACCCCGAGGGACAGUUGGGUAGUUGAUGGCCUGCACAUAGAUGCCAUGCUUGGAGAGCAGGAGAUCACAGAUCCUGCUGUUCAGCGCUGCAUCACCCACCUGGGCUCAGGAAAAAAGCCUGUCAGUAUCUGCCACCCUGGCCCCACUAUUACUAGCUCCAUUAAGUAGGUAGAGGGAACCAGAUCAAGGAACACCACUGAAUUUUGGGACAUUUUUUCAUAAGAGGCUUAGUCAGUGGCAGGUCUAGAAUUUCCAUCAAGGAGUUGCUCAGACGCAGCAAUCAAAUUUAAGAUACAUGCACCCCAAUGUUCCUAGAAGCACUGUUUACAAUAGACAAGAUGUGGAAACAACCCAAGUUUCCAUCAGCCAAUAAUUGGCUUAAGAAGAUGUAUACACACACACACACACACACACACACACACACAAUGCAAUAUUAGCCAUAAAAAGUGAAAUAUUGCCAUUUGUAGCAACAUGGAUGGGCCUAGAGAAUAUUAUACUAAGUGAAGUAAG